AUGGAUGUAACAACUUUUUACGGGAAAGGUAAAAACCAGGUAGUUAUCCUGCCUUCCGAGGAUCCCACUCUAUCCGAUGCUGAUUUUUCUGGCCUCGACGAUGAUAAUGAUCUCAUCACUGCUGCCGCUGAAACCAAUUUGUCAGAAAAUACGGGUAAUGUUGGAAGGAAUCACUUACUCCCUUCUGAAGUUUUAGAAGAGGAUAGUGAUGGAUUUGAUGAUGAAGAUUUGAUUCCAUUAGCCCAACUUCGUUCACAGGUUUUGUCCAGAGCAAACGGGUUUCAGAUGCAUCCAUCGCAUUGGAAAAAACAAGAUAUUGUUGUAACGGACAAUAACAAUGCCGACAAUGUCCUUGAAAGUGAUGAUACUGAAACUGAGACUUCACUUACGUACUUUUAUAUUUUUUUUACGCCAGAAACGAUUACCCUGAUAAGUUCACAAACUAAUCUAUAUUCUGUACAGGUAACUGGCAACUCCAUAAAUACAAAUGAUAAAGAAAUUCAACAAUUUAUAGGAAUACUAGUCUUUAUGGGCGUAAUAGAGUUUCCAUCAUAUACUGAUUACUGGAGUCAACAGUAUAGAUAUGAUAAAAUUGCUCAUGUAAUGAGCCUAAAAAGAUUUCAAAAACUGAGACGAUUUUUAUAUUUUGCAGACAAUCACGAAAAUCAAGAAGCGUCAACUUCUACUGAUAGGCUCUACAAAAUUCGUCCUUUACUGAACAUUGUGCGAUUCCAAUGCAGAAAUCUAGAUCAGGAAUCUCAUCAUUCUAUAGAUGAAAUGAUGAUCCCACAUAAGGGUACAAGAGCCGGAAAUUUACGUCAAUACAUACAAAACAAGCCUCAUAAAUGGGGUUAUAAGUUUUUUAAGCGCUGUGGAGUAUCAGGCAUCAUUUAUGACUUUGUUCGCUACACAUUCAGGAAUUCAGGAAUGAUUAUCGAUAUAAAUGAAGAGGAACAAAAAUUUGGUAUUGGUGGAUAA
Acanthoscelides obtectus is the source of this 978-nucleotide messenger RNA. The record is from the annotation of a GenBank genome assembly. NCBI's taxonomy places the organism in Eukaryota, Metazoa, Arthropoda, Insecta, Coleoptera, Chrysomelidae.